AUGUCACGCGCACUCCUCAUCACCGGCGCUACCGGCAAACAAGGCGGCGCCGUCAUCAACGCCCUCCUUGCUCGCCAGCCGUCGGACUUUCUUCUCCUCGCAGUAACACGAAACGCCCAAUCCGCCUCAGCCAAGAGUCUGGCCGCAAAAUCCAAGAACAUCAAACUCGUUGAAGGCGACCUCGACGCGACACCCGCACUCUUCGCUUCCGCCAAAGCCGCUGCCGGGGCUGUUCCUCUGUGGGGUGUUUUUUCCGUGCAAGCUCUUCAAACGAACAGCAAGAAUGCAGACCACGAGACCAGGCAGGGGAAGGCUCUUGUAGAUGAGUCGAUCAAGGCCGGCGUGCAGCACUUUGUUUACAGUAGUGUGGAACGUGGCGGCGACGAGAGGUCAUGGAGCAAUCCCACUCCGGUACCGCAUUUCAUCACAAAACAUCAGAUUGAACAUCAUCUGCGCGACUCCACGGCGAACGGAAAAAGUCCCAUGGGAUGGACCAUCAUCCGGCCAGUCAUCUUCAUGGACAAUCUUCUGCCGGGCUUCUUCGGCAAAGUCUUCUUCACCAUGCUACGCGAUACCAUGAAGGAAAAGCCUCUGCAGUGGAUCGCGACGAAAGAUAUUGGUUUCUUCGCGGCGGAAGCUUUCCAUCAGCCAGCUACGUGGAACAAGAAGGCUUUCGGAAUUGCGGGAGACGAGUUGACCUACGCGCAGCUGAGCCAGACUUUCGAGAAGGUCACGGGCGCUCCCACUGGCACGACUUUUGGACUGCUUGGCAAGGCGCUGAAGCAUGGAGUUUCGGAGAUUGGUGUGAUGGUGGAUUGGUUCAAGAACGAUGGCUACAAAGCUAACUUGGCGGAAGCUAAGAAGGUUCAUCCCGGUGUGACUAGCAUGGAAGAUUGGCUGAGGGACAGUGCUUUUGUCAAGAAGCCGUAG
Colletotrichum chrysophilum is the source of this 930-nucleotide messenger RNA. RefSeq lists its product as uncharacterized. The record is from RefSeq and is a predicted model, not a curated record. The transcript has a single exon. Bases 1 to 930 code for a protein of 309 amino acids. NCBI's taxonomy places the organism in Eukaryota, Fungi, Ascomycota, Sordariomycetes, Glomerellales, Glomerellaceae.